Molecule: messenger RNA, 1533 nt
Organism: Sorex fumeus (smoky shrew)
Lineage: Eukaryota; Metazoa; Chordata; Mammalia; Eulipotyphla; Soricidae
Product: neuropilin-2-like
Source: RefSeq, a predicted model, not a curated record
AUGGAUUUUGUUGAAUCUGAUGACCAGGUGAAAAAGAUGGAUGUAGUGUUCAUAGUGUCUGGCUAUAUCACCUCCCCAGGGUACCCCCAGGAUUACCCAUCCCAUCAGAACUGCGAGUGGAUCAUCUAUGCUCCUGAACUCAACCAGAAGAUCAUCCUCAAUUUCAACCCUCACUUCGAAAUUGAAAAGCAUGACUGCAAAUACGACUUCAUUGAUCGGAAUGGGGACAGUGAGUCCGCAGAUCUACUGGGAAAGCACUGUGGGAACAUUGCUCCGGCCACCAUCAUCUCCUCGGGCUCUGUGCUCUACAUCAAGUUCACAUCCGACUACGCCCGGCAGGGGGCCGACUUCUCCCUGCGCUAUGAGAUCUUCAAGACAGGCUCUGAAGAUUGCUCCAAAAACUUUACAAGUCCCAAUGGGACCAUUGAGUCCCCCGGGUUUCCUGAAAAGUAUCCACACAACUUGGACUGCACUUUUACUAUUCUAGCCAAACCCAAGAUGGAGAUCAUUCUGCAGUUUUUGACCUGUGACCUAGAGUAUAACCCCUUGCAGAUGGGAGAGGGAGACUGCAAGUAUGAUUGGCUGGACAUCUGGGAUGGAAUCCCGCACGUCGGCUCCCUGAUCGGCAAGUACUGUGGAGCCCAGAUCCCCUCUGAGCUACGUUCAUCCACCGGGAUCCUCUCUCUGACCUUCCACACAGACAUGGCAGUGGCCAAGGGCUUCUCUGCACGCUACUACCUGGUGCACCAGGAGCCUCUGGAGAGUUUUCAGUGCAAUGCCCCUCUAGGAAUGGAGUCUGGCCGGAUUGCUAAUGAGCAGAAUGCCUCGUCCACCUACCUGGAUGGGAGGUGGACCCCUCAACAAGGCCAACUCCAUGGUGAUGACGAUGGCUGGACCCCCAACUUGGACUCCAACAAAGAGUAUCUCCAGGUGGAUCUCCACUUUCUCACAUUGCUCACAGCCAUUGCAACAAUGGGAGCCAUUUCCAGGGAAACUCAGAAAGGCUACUUUGUCAAAUCCUACAAGCUGGAAGUCAGCACCAACGGGGAAGACUGGAUGGUGUACCGACAUGGCAAAAACCACCGGAUAUUCCAAGCCAACACUGAUGCCACGGAAGUGGUGAUAAACAAGCUGCAUUCACCGCUGCUGACAAGGUUCGUCAGGCUCCGCCCCCAGACCUGGCACACGGGCAUCGCCCUCCGCCUGGAGCUCUACGGCUGCCUUGUCACAGACGCGCACUGCUGCAACAUGCUGGGCAUGCUCUCAGGCCUCAUUGCGGACUCCCAGAUCUCCGCCUCUUCUACUCGCGAAUACCUUUGGAGCCCCAGCGUCGCCCGCCUAGUCAGCAGCCGCUGGGGCUGGUUCCCAGGCAUCCCACAAGCCAAGCCAGGCGAGGAGUGGCUGCAGGUUGACCUGGGAGCGCCCAAGACUGUGAAAGGGGUCAUCAUCCAGGGCACCCGUGGGGGAAACAAAGUAAAACUCAACUAUAUAAUAUACCCCUUCCAUUUUGUGCUUGCUAGUUUUUGCAACUGA